AUGAUGUCCUCGCGGCUGGAUGCACGGGAACUGCAGCGCAAGAGCGUGCACCGCAUGCUCCACCUGGCGCUGACAGAUGAGGACGUCAUAUGCAUUGCAAAUAUGUCUGGGUCUGGAAGAGUGCGCGAUUUGUCAUGCAGCUUUUCCAUGACCCAUGAGGUCUGGAAUGCAGAACUUAGCAUGACAGAUUCUGCGCGAUCUCUCUCAUCCCUAUCCUGCAUGAGAACCUCCCUCCCGACUUGGUCAAAACUGGACGACUUUUGGUAAUCAUGCAACACAGAUUUUUGCAUGCUUCAGAUUUAGCAUGACAAGUUGCAGUCUUCCAGACCCAGACAUUUUUACAUUUGAUACGUCAAGUCGUACGACAAUAAGGCGCAAUGGAAGGUAUUGACACCUUUUUGUGAUGGUUUGUCCGCAUGAUAGACGGACAACUCCUCUCCUCACUGCGUUGGAAAUUACAAAUAAACUAGCUCCUGCUGCGUGACCGAUUCAUCUCCAGUGAGAAAUUGAAACACAAAACCAGGCUCUCGUCUACGACAAGCAAGGCCAGGACAUAAUAGCCCCGCUAUUCACAGUCGGAUCGUUGCGAUCCCUUUUCGGCGUCACCCUCCACCGGUCGAUCACCAGUGAGAGGAGCGAGGUCCCGGACGUGCCUUGUAUCUACUUUUUGGAGCCGACAGAAGCGAACAUACAGAAGAUGAUCGACGACUGCAAACGGAAACUCUAUCCAGAGUAAGUUCGAUGUUUGAGAAAAGAUCAUCUUGUUGCACUUAGGAUGCAUGUUGUUCUUUUAGCUGUCUACCUUUACUCUUCGCAUCUGUCGUGAGAAUAUAAUAACUUCGCACAACUGCAUCAAUUUCAAUUCCCGCAUAGUAAGUAGCUAGUGUUAAAAUUAUGCUCUUCCUAAAAAUCAGGCUCUAUGUGAAUUUCACUUCUUCCGUUCCGCGCCCGUUGCUCGAGAAACUCGCAUUUGGCCUGAACGAAAUCCAGGAGGCUCGGAGAAUAACGAGCGUGGUCGAUAGAUUUGUCAAUUUCGUCGCCCUGGGCACCAGUUCGGUGAGUUUGAAUUUGGAGAAGUCUUACCAGACACUCCGGUCCUCACUCGUCACGGACGACAUUAUUGAGAAACUGUUGGAUUCCAUCGCCACCGGAAUUCUCUCCUUGUUGGUCACCUUGAAAGUGGGGAUUCCCAUCAUCCGCUGCCCGCCGAACGAUGCCGCGCAGCUGGUCGCGCAGAAAUUGCACGAGAAAAUCUACGACUUAACGUCGAACAGCGGGUCAGGUGGGUCCGCAAAUAAAACCGGUGAUUUAUUCCAGGGUUCGUUCGCCCACGCGGGGGAGCCGAGACCGGUUUUGUGCCUGUUAGACCGGGAUUUGGAAUUGGGGACCAUGCUCGCGCACACCUGGACCUACGAAUCCAUGUGUCAGGACGUUUUGGGGAUGCGGUUAAACAAGCUGAGUGUGAUAGAAAACGAAGACGACCCCGUGAAAGCGCAGAAGAAGACCUAUGACAUAGACGUAUCUAUUGUGUUUUUUUUGAUGUUGCUUCGACGAUCGUGUUCGUGCGCGCUAUUCCUGCAUGACCUGCUUGACGACAGCGACACAACAUAGUGACAUGUUGUACAAGCGUGAUUCAGAUAUUAGCUUCAAAAUUCUGAAAUACCAUACGAAACAACACUAUCAGCCCAACGACAAGUUUUGGUCGGAGUACCAGCAUGUCAUUAUCCACGAGCAGUUUGAAGCUGUCGACCGGGAACUCCAGGAAUUCAACAAAAAGCACAAGCACAUGCAGUCCGGGGACUUGAACCAGGCAAUAACGCAACUACCCGAGAUGCAGGAAAGAAAACGAUCGUUAGAGAUGCACACCAACAUAGCGCACUCAAUAUUGAAGCAGAUCCAGAAGCGGGCGUUGGACAGGUAGGGUGCUUAAUGAUGCUUAAUGUGCAGCAGACGAAGAACUACAUGUGCUUGUGCAUGAUGUGCAUCUAGAUCAUUUACGUUGCGGUGGCCUAAUCCCCAAGAUUCAAUAUACCACUAGUGCUUCUACCAUAUGCCUCUUUGCACCCAACCCAAAACCAACCCACAGGUUCUACGUCGUCGAAGACCAAUAUGCGCAGCAAUCCGUGCCCAACGCCUACUCCGCACUGGAGGAGCUUCUCAAAGAGGUCCCGAACGCCACGCAGCAAGACAAAAUGCGGGCGAUACUGGUGCUGUUCUUGACAAAAAGCGCGGUGUAUACCAGGAAGGCCGAAGGAGGUCCGGACAACAACAAACUGUCCGAUUUGCUUUUCCAACUGGACAAGAUCGGCGCGUCAAGAGCACCGCUGGCGUACUUGGAGCACAUCGUGAAAACAACCUGUCACAAGUAUAGAGUAGGUCUUUUUGAUUGUGGUGAUGUUCCAGUAUCAGUUUCCGUUGGUCAUCGACAUGAUUGGCAUUGUCCAGCGCCUAACUAUUGUUUCUAAAAUGCACUACCAGGCCCCAACUUUCCUCCGGCGCGAACGACCUUCAAAACACCAUCGCGAACCACGGCCAAGCCGCCCUAGGCCAGGUCAUCGGUGGGCAGCACGCGCACGCGGUGGGGCGGAUGUUCGGGGGGUUACUCAACCAGGCGGCGGAAGCCACGAUGCGGAAUCUGGAGAAAAUCCUGCCCACGAAACGGGAGUUGCUCACGACAAAGAUCGUAAAGACGCUGAUGGAGAACAGACCGGAUUCGCAGGCGGACAGCUCAGCCGCAAAAGUGGAUAACUACGUGUACUUGGAUCCGAAACUACCGCCGAGCACCAGGGUAUUUUAGCUGAUUGGAAACAAAUGUGCUCACUCUAUACCACGAGACGUGUUAUUUUAUGCUAGAAGACGCUUGCUGUUACUGUCGUAUCUGUAUAUAUUCCUAUUCCUCUUUCUUUUGAGAAUAAAACUAAAAGUGAGCACCUCGUCCCUACAGGCUGCCGCGGCUGGGAUGAACGCCUCAAGAUACCGUGCGAGCUUCAAGAGAAGCAUUGUCUGCAUGGUCGGCGGCGGGAACUUCGUCGAAGCGCAACAGAUGCAGGAAGCGGCGAAAGAAGUAGGAAAGGAGUGCAUUUACGUCGCAACCAAUUUCGCAUCGCCGGAGCAAUUCCUGGAAGAGAUAACGACGCUCGGCGCGCAGGGAGAAGGAUGUAGUAGUUGAUGGGUGUCGACCUCUCUGCGAUGAAAGAUCAAGAUGCUUUUAGUAUCACCCCAGACUGGUGUACCCCACCGGAUGAACGUGUAGUCCUCUUUUCUAUCAUGAUUUCUUCGCAAUCGCAGCUCGCUUUUCAAGAUUAUAUAUUCGCAGCUAUUUACUUUGUUAAACUUCAAGCGACCGAUUUACUGACCGAGGUUGAAGUAAUAUCACCUGUCUUCGGUUUUGCCCGCUUCGCAGGGUGUCGCAUUGAUUUAUUCGCACGGCGACCUUGGUGCGUUGCGCACGGGUAGCAGUGAAGAUGUGGUGGAAUAUCAGUUGAGAUCAACGCAACAACGAGAUCUGCGGCUUCCAUGAAGCGGAAGCAGGAACGAAUCAAAGAAGACUCGGAAAAU
This is a messenger RNA of Amoebophrya sp. A120, 3558 nucleotides long. The record is from the annotation of a GenBank genome assembly. Lineage: Eukaryota; Dinophyceae; Syndiniales; Amoebophryaceae.